This is a messenger RNA of Trematosphaeria pertusa, 404 nucleotides long. RefSeq lists its product as uncharacterized. The transcript is spliced from 2 exons. NCBI's taxonomy places the organism in Eukaryota, Fungi, Ascomycota, Dothideomycetes, Pleosporales, Trematosphaeriaceae. The record is from RefSeq and is a predicted model, not a curated record. The coding region runs from base 114 to 329 and encodes 71 amino acids.
UCCUAUCUCACUUCCCACCAGCGGUUAAAGGUCAAGCCACUUCCUUAGCAAACACCGUUUGCUACACCAAGGCAAGCCAAACGUUUCACCCGCCCUUAACCAGCUCACCCAUCAUGUCUAACCCCAACAACCAACGGAACUCUACGUCCACCUCCAAUCCAACUGUUUCUCCUACCGUGAAUGUUAAUGGUGGAACCCAGAACAACUCCUCUAACAACCCGCCACAACGUUCUCCCGAGCCUUCAACUCCCGCGAAUACUCUUUUGCAACGAAUGACGGAUGGCGAUAGGAGGGGGGUGGGUUUGGAGGCGCGUCCUACAGACAAAUAGGAGCUUCGCUGGACAAUUAUAAGGACGCUUGAGCAUGGCGACAGGAGACUUUAUCACGUUCGUAGGCAAUAAAGG